Molecule: messenger RNA, 11009 nt
Organism: Podarcis lilfordi (Lilford's wall lizard)
Lineage: Eukaryota; Metazoa; Chordata; Lepidosauria; Squamata; Lacertidae
Source: the annotation of a GenBank genome assembly
GGAAAGAGUCUUCAAGUUCGCCGCGCAUGCGCCAACUCUUUCUUUUCCGGCGGCGACCAUGGCGGGCGAAGAGUGAGUAGCUUUUUCUUCCUCGGUGCAAUCCGUUGCCAUCCGCGAUAUCAAGAAAGCGUUUCCUGGGUUUUGUAUCUCGGCCUUCGCCGCUGAGGGCUCCGUAUUCUGAAGAGGCUUUUGCUGAGCCUUCUUAGCGAGUGUUUUCUCGGGAGACGGAGGGGUUCAUUCAGAGGGAUGCGGCUGGGAACUAGGAAGUGUCCCUCCCUGUUGCAGUGGGGCGCGUUGCGAGGGGUUCAUUUCUGGGGAAUGAGCGGGAAGGCCGCGACCGCCGUUGGCAGCUUCCAGACUCACUUGGUCCCCUCGCUUCAUGCAGGCCGUGCUGGUCUGGUCGUUGGCGUGGCGUGGUUAGGCCUAGCUGUAGCCUUCCGGCACACGCGCUCAGCUCCGCUUGUGGAGGUAGGCCAGAAAAUUCGGAAGCUUUGGCUACUUGGGGAUUUUUGAGCGCUUUUUCUUGCGUAAAGGUAAAGGACCCCUGGUAAUUAAGACCAGUCGCAGGCGACUCUGGGGUUGCGGCGCUCAUUUCGCUUUACAGGCCGAGGGAGCCGGCGUUCGUCCGCAUUUGUCUUGCAUAGUUUGCCCGAAAAAAAAAGCUUUGACCCGCUGUCGCGAUCGUUAGUCGCGAUAACCAAACAUACGCUUGUUGUAUUGGAAGGGUUCCCGAGGGUCAUCUAGUCCAACCCCCCUGCAAGGCAGGAAUCUUCUGCCCAACAUGGGGCUCGAACCCAUGGCCCUAAGAUUACACUAGAAUUAUUUUUAUAGAAACUUUUUUUCCAGGAGUGGGGUGCAAGUAGUUUUGUUUUUAAAAUACCAGCAUUACAAUUUGGGAUUUUAAGGUAAUUUGUAAAUCUCCAAAAAAACCACUCCAGCUUUGCAGGCCACUGCUUUGUUAAACAUGUUUAUAACUACCAACAGUGGUAACAAUGAGUUUCACAUAGCUAUAUCUUAGGAAAUCAAAACUGCUCAAUAUCUGGAAAUUCAGGAAAGCAAUAAACCUAUCUCUGGAGAGAAAAGUUUUAAUAAAGUAAUCUGGUUAAUAUGCAGUGUUCUAUAGCUGCAAUAGUUUUCUACUAACAAGUCUAAAAAGAUAUUGUAUGGCUAUUAGGUUGUUUCUUUUUGUGUGCAGUAUGUAUGAGAAGAAACAUCCAUAUUCAGAUGUAUAUGUCUUUUGCUUUCUAAUGCAGAGCGAAGAAGAAGUUGCCUUCGGUUCCCGAGAGCCUUUUGAAGAAAAGGAAGGCUUUUGCUGAUAUGAAGGCCAAACGUCUGAAAAAGCUGUUGGUCCAAAAGAAGGUGAAUAUAACUUAACAGUCUUGUCCAUAUGCAUGUUACUCAGAAAUAAGCCCUAUUGUGUUUAGUGGAGCAUAUUCCUAGUAUAUGCAGGAUUACAUGCAGCUUUUAUUAAUGGAGUUGUGCUAGAUGCAAUUUGAUGGAAGUGGCUUGUUUUGCCUUGAUACUGUAACAAUGUUCCAUGUCGUAUGUUAAGAGGGGAUACCAUUAAGCUGCAAAAUUGGAUUUUUGUGUGUGACAACUUAGGUAGUUGGCCUGUUAACUUUUUGUGGCUCUAUAAAAUUAGUAGGCAGAUUGAUCUGCCUGCAAAAGGCUUGUAAUAUAUGGAUCAAAAAUUAGUUUUUUAUAUUCUCCACUGCUUAGUGUAUAUGUAGAAACAAUAUUGUCCUCAUUCUGACUUAUUCUUUCCCAUGAGCAGCCGCAGCGCUGGCACCAGAGCCACCUUUCCCUAACAUAUUCAACAUCUUUCACAUAUAUUAGUGAGAUGGUUAUCAGUGACCCUUUUCAUUAUAGAGAUUAUAAACCUCUUAACCAAAUGCCCUUUAUCCAUUCUCUUCUUGCAUCUCAUUGAAGGGGUUCCUUGCCUUAACCAUUCAGUUACAAAACUCACCUCCCCCAGCCUUUGCUCUAUCAAGGCUGGGACCUUGCUCCCCUCUUCUUUAAAAAAGAAAGGCAAGUAAGCAUUCAUUCCAAGCAAGCACCAUCAAAACUAUGUAUGUGCAUGUGUGCACCCAGCAUUUCCAGCAUAGGCUGAUCACACAAAAAACAAACUAUUUGAUAACUAUAGUACUCCGCCCACCUUUGCGCUAUUUCAGGUUAAUAAAGGUAAGGACCAGUGUAGAAUUGUAGUUAGAGUGUCAGACUAGGACUUAAAGAUCCAGGUUCAAAUCCCUACUCAGUUAUGAAGCUCACUAGGCUACUUUCAGUGAGGUUACAUCAGAGCUUUCCAAACUGUGUGUCACGACACAUUAGUGUGUCGAUUGCAGUGUGUAGGUUUGUUGUGCAAACGUUCUCUGCACUGGAAAGGGGUUAGUUUAACCCCUGGUUUGUUAGUAAAACUGAAUUGCUGUGUCGUGAAAUGAUGCAUGUCUAAAAAGUGUGUCACCUACAUGAAAAGUUUGGAAAGCUCUGGGUUGCAUGAUGAGGGUAUCUGAUGCAGAUAACUGCUGAAGCUAAGCGGGUCUCGAGCUGGUCAGUGCCUGGAUAAGAGACCACUUGGAAAAAACUUAAAAUUCCAUGAUGGAAGAAAGCCAUGAUAUAAACGUACUAAAUAAAUGAGGGAGAAUGAUGUAUGUUGUCCUGAUACCCUGAUGGAAGACAGAGAUAAAGAUGCAAUAAAUGUGCAUAUAUUUACUUAUGAAAUGUAAUAAAAUUCUCUUCUGUUUUCAGUUGCGAAUUGCUGAACGAAAAUUAAUCUAUAAAAGGGCUGAGUUAUACCACAAAGAGUACAGGCAGAUGUACCGGCGUGAAAUUCGCAUGGCCCGCAUGGCUCGCAAAGCUGGCAAUUACUAUGUACCUGCUGAACCCAAACUGGCAUUUGUGAUCAGGAUCAGAGGGUAAGAUGAACAAAUGUGUUGUGCUAACCCAUAAAUUAACAGCAGUUGAUCUCACACCCACACUGUAUAUGUAAGGAACAAGACUUCCCCAAAGAAUCCUGGGAACUGUAGUUUGUUAAGGGUGCUGGGGGUUGCAGCUGUUUGAGGGGUAAUCCUUUUUAUGACCUAAGCCUUUGCAGCAGCACUGUCCUUUAUGAGAUAAUUCAAAAAUAACUUGUGUUGAAGCCUCUUUAUUCAGAUUACCCUUGGUUAAAAACGGUUCUAAAGCUGUUCCAUGAGGUUCCAUGAAGUCCAGGUUUCAGAAUAAAUAAAAUAAAAAUAUUUUAAAUGUGUUUGGGGGAGGGGGUGAUAGUGGUUUUUUGUUCCAAAUAUUUGUGCUUUUAUCCUGUAUUUUUAUCUUGUGAACAACCAUGAAAUCUUUGGAUGAAGGGUGGUAUAUUAAUUUAAUACAUGAAUGAUUAAAUAUAAUUUUACUUAACAUUCAAAUUAUACACGUUGGGCCUAAUGCAGAGCAAGGCUUUCAGCCUUAUAUCAGUGUUAAAGCCUAAUUGAUUUCAAAGUGAAAGAGCAUAACUUUUUGCUUUGCAUUUUUAAGUAAUAUCCCACCAGUUUCAGUAUAAUGAGGAAAGCUCCACUGAGCACACUCGGACUUCAUUUUGAGUUAAAAAUGCAUGAGUGCUUUGUUCUGCUUAUGGUCUAGGUCAGGGGUCUGCAACCUUUAAGACAAAAAGAGCCACUUGGACCGAAGAAGAAGAAACUGGGAGCCGCAAAACCAUUGCGACAUUUAAAACAGUGGGGAGUGUCGGGGCACACAGUGCACCUCCUCCCCUCGCUAGUAUCCGCCCCGGAGCCGCGGCAAAGGUGUAAAAGAGCCACAUGCGGCUCCGGAGCCACGGGUUGCUGACCCCUGGUCUAGGUGUAAUUUAGUCACUUAAUUUAUUUUGAUUUCUCCCUGAAGGCCUUCAGACUGUCUAAAAAUUGGUGAUUACUAAUAAAAUAACAUAAUAAAAUAGUUAAUUAAUAGCAUCCAAAGUAGCAUUUAAAAUAAUGGUAUUUUGCAUAUUUAGAUCCCGGUGCUCAAAAGCUGCCAGUGUUCUGCCCCCCCCCCAAAUACCUCGUUUGGGUUUAGUUUGCUACCAACAAUAGUAGCUUUCUGUGAAUAUGAGCACAGCUGAGCCACAAUGGCAGAGGAGUAGCGAUAAAACAGAUGGAAGAGUAUGAAGAAUAAACAUGUCUUGACCUAAAAAAUGAAGUGUAAGAAGAAUAAACAUGUCUUCGCCUGAAAAAUGAAAGGUGGUACAGUUUGCUCCAUGGAAAUUCUGGGGUGGGUGGGGGGAAUCAUUUGUAUAGGUUACUACCACAAUGAAGGCUUCUUGCUUAUCUUGGAUUGCAUAACAGUUGCCACUUUUUCUAAAUGCUCCCUAUUUUGAAGUGGGCAAGGACUGUGUUUUGGUAGGUUUUUUUAAUCCUUUAGUGGACUGUUUGUGUGGGGGGCAAAAUUAUCUUUAAUACUAUCCAUUAAAAAUAAAUGUCAUUGGUAUGUUAAUUGUAAUGUAAGUUCAGCUAUCUGGAGUGUUAACAUGUUUUACUAAUAUGAUGAAAGCUUUCAUUGGAAGUAGCUGGUAGUUAAAUCUGUUUGGAGACCGUACUGAAAAGAAACAUGUUUUACUACACUUUUAGAAUUAAUGGCGUUAGUCCCAAGGUUCGCAAGGUACUGCAGCUUCUUCGCCUGCGUCAAAUUUUCAAUGGCACAUUUGUGAAACUCAACAAAGCAUCCAUUAACAUGCUGAGGAUUGUUGAACCUUACAUUGCAUGGGGGUAAGUUGAAUCUUAAAUUUAGUGGUGUAUAUUGUUCCCUAUAUAUGUUGCCUUCUGCUUGUCUGCAUUGGACGAAGUGGUCUCUACCUCUGCUCCAGAGCAGAAAGUUCUACUCUGCGCUGCAAUCGCAGACUGAGCAUUGCAUCAUACAUAUUUAGAAGGUUGAAGCAUGAGGUUGGCAGCAUUUUUAAAAAUACACUGAUCCAUAGUGUAGCCCAUGUAUGACCAGCUAAUGUCCCACAAGAGGUAUUUCUUUGCAGUUUCACUUGUGUGCAAAAAGUUUUCAUGUGCAUUUCAUAUUACUAUUUUGUAUACCGUACAGAAUGUGUAACAGAAAUAAAUGUACAGUAGACCCUUGGGUUACAUUACUCUUGAGUAGCAUAAACUUUGGGUUGUGAAAGCGACAAACCUGGAAGUAUUUUUCCAGGUUUCGCCGCAUGUGCAGAAGUGGCUCCUCUGGAUACAGAUUUUUCUGAGUGUGCAUGGCCCUCAGAACGAAUUAAAUUCAUAUCCAGAGGGUCCACUGUACCUUCUUCCGUUUACCAAAGUUCUUUCAUGCCUCUUUUCCCUCUUGUCACAUUUUAGACUAAGCCUUUUUGGGCUGGAACUUUAGCUACUUUGUAACGUCUGGAAUUGCAAAGUUUACUGCUAGUAAUCCUGUGAAAGGAUUUUUGUUUGAGGAACUACCUUUGUUAUCUUCUCCAAGUUGAUACCUUCAGACGAGUCUACUGCCAUAAUAUCUUCAUCUUUAUAAUACAUAAGGGGCUAGAUAGUUUUAUCUCUGGACUAAUGUUUGGAGAAGUACAGUAAUUCAUGAUAAUACAGGUGUUGGCUCUUUCUGGCCUAUGUUAUCCAAAGGGCUAUGGACUAGAGUAUAGGUUGGUAAAUGAUACUUUUUCUUGCUGAUGAAAACUUCCAGUGUAGCAUUUCUAUAUAGGAAACCAUACUCUAGUUCUUGCUGAACAACAAAAUUCAAUGUGAUUGUACAGUUAGAAGUAUCACUCCUAUUUGAGAAAGUGUUGUAUUAAAAUAGUGAAUAAUUCCUAUGGUCCUGAAAGUGGUAGUAGUUCCCAGCAACAAAUUCUGGGCCAAAAGAUUUGCCUCCAGGGUACCUGUAGUAGCUCUCCUCCAAUAUAAGCCUGCCUUUUAAGGAUUCACACAGGAUCUUCUGUGCAUUCUAAUGGUAGUAGAAGCAUAGUUGGUUGGGACAUCUUCUAUCCCUUCUGUUGAGAAUGCAGAAAUCCCUGCCUCAAUAAGGCCCCCCCCCCCCGAAAACCCACCAUAUGUCAUUUAUUGAAAACAUUUUUGAUCUGGCAAGCUUUCGGCUUGCAGGGCUAAGUUAUCUUAAUGUGGUUAUAGUAGACUUGUGUUGGAUGCUUUUUCUCUACUUCAUGCUUGUAUUUUACUGACCUAUGUUUGUGUCAGAUCUUUAAUGUGCGUUUUCCAAUUAUGAAGGGACACGGGUGGCGCUGUGGGUUAAACCACAGAGCCUAGGGCUUGCUGAUUAGAAGGUAGGCGGUUUGAAUCCCUGCAACAGGGUGAGCUCCCAUUGUUCGGUUCCUGCUUCUGCCCACCUAGCAGUUCGAAAGCACAUCAAAAUGCAAGUAGAUAAAAAUAGGUACCACUCCGGCGGGAAGGUAAACGGUGUUUCCGUGCGCUGCUCUGGUUUCGCCAGAAGCGGCUUAGUCAUGCUGGCCACAUGACCCAGAAGCUGUACGCCGGCUCCCUCGGCCAAUAAAGCGAGAUGAGUGCUGCAACCCCCGAGUUGUCCGCAACUGGACCUAAUGGUCAGGGGUCCCUUUACCUUCACCUUCCAAUUAUGACUCUAACUUAAAUAUUGUACGUUGUGCUUUGUAUUGUGAUUGCAAUAGAAGACGAUGGUAGAAAUUUAGUUAAAAGACACAUAAUAUAAGCCAUUAUUUCUCCCCUUCCAUCUCUCUGUCAUAAAUAUGUUCCAAGCAGAUUUCCUUCCUGCUUAUGCUAAAAAUGAUCCCCCCAACCCCCUCCUCUUCCUUGUCCAAUGCAAUAUUCCACUGUGUGCCAGAAGUUGUCCAUGCUAAUUUUCAUUCCUUGUGAGAGUAGUUAUGUUCCCAGCAUUCAAACCCAAAAGCUUAUGUCUGGAUACAGCUACUUAAUUUUAGAAAUUAGUUGGCUGUGGUAAAUAGAUGUGUACUGAAUGGACAAACAGCAUGGUGUUGAGGACACAAUAUUGCCAGUGAACUCAUGCAUUUGGCAUACACAUUUUUAUAUUUUUAACUUAGAAAUUCAAGCAGCUGGUUUUCAUUAUGUUACUAAGUUAGAAGUGCUGUUGUCAUGUCUUAUCUUUUGUUCCAGUUACCCCAACUUGAAAUCUGUGCAUGAGUUGAUCUACAAGCGUGGUUAUGGGAAGAUCAACAAGCAGCGCAUUGCUUUGACAGAUAACUCUCUCAUCAAAAGAUGCCUGGGUAAGUAAACUUAUGACAACUUGUACUGGAUUAUUUUAGUGUAUUGCUACAUCUGCAAGCUUAUUGCAUUCUUGUAUCGUCUGAGACAAGUAUUCUUUGCAGUCCUGCUGGCCAACUUGAGCAUAACAUUUUGCAUUUACAUAGAAAGUAUUUCACUGAUGUUCUCAGUUAGAACUUUUCUCUAACCGUGUGCCAGUAUUAUGCCAUUUUUGCAAGAUGGAGUAAUGAGGUAGUGGCUUGCUGAAGGCUGUCUAGUUUGUGAGCUGAGAUUUGAACCUAACACAUUGGUUUUUAUGUCUAGCCACAAUAUUACACUAUACCAGCUCUUGCCUAAUAAGAUUGUGGUUUAGCGUUAGAAGUCAACAUCAAAAUAGAAAAAAGUUAAUGUCAAACAAAUACAAGUAGACUCUUCAGAGUGCCACUAUCAAGUUAUACUAUUUGAGUGACGGACAUUUUGGCUUUACAGUAGUGACAAAAUGUGCCCAUUCUGUUGGACGUGCAGUGUAUAGUGCUAUACAUUUCCCAUGUCCCAGUUCCUUUUUGGUUGCGAUGCUCUCAUUUGGGUGACUUGGCAAAUUGCAUUCUCUCAGCUACCCACAGGGUGAUUGCAACAAUCAAUGAAUGGGAAGGCACUUUGUACUCUGAACCUUUUCUAACUCUGCUUUUAGGAAAACACGGCAUCAUUUGCAUGGAGGAUCUGAUCCAUGAAAUCUAUACUGUUGGCAAAAACUUCAAAGCAGCAAACAACUUUCUCUGGCCAUUCAAGCUGUCUUCUCCACGGGGUGGAAUGAAGAAGAAAACCAUUCACUUUGUAGAAGGUGGUGAUGCAGGAAACAGGGAAGACCAGAUUAACCGGCUCAUAAGGAGGAUGAAUUAAUGGUAUGCUGGGCUGGAGAACACUAAAAUACAAACUUGUAGUGAGGGUUUCCUUCACACAUCUUAAGUUUUUCAAGGGUGUGUACAGAAAAUAACCAUUGGUUUGUUUGUUUUUGUACACAUAUCCACCUUGCACAAGGGAUAUAGGCUUCUGGUUGUAGAAUAUUUUCUUCAUGUGGAAUCAUGGAGUCUUGGGAAUUCAUUGACAAAGUUAAGCAGAUCUUGUCAUGGUCAGUUCCCAGGUGGGAAACUGAGCAUCACAUGUUAAUUGUAUUGCUUCCUAAAGGAGCUCCUUAUACCUUUACGGAUUAGAGGUAGUGAAUCCACAGUCUUAGCUUGCAAAGGCACUUCUCUCUCAGCCACAAUACCAUAGCUAUGACAUCUUAAGGUUCCUUCCUGUUUUGUGCACACUAAGACUUUCUAGGGAUGACACCCUGCCAGAGGUGGAAGUGCCUUUGUAAAUCAAGUAAGAGGGCUUUCCUUGCCCUUCUCCUAGCUAGGAAAUGCAAUGGCAUCUCAGUCCAACAUUGCAAAGAUCAGCAGAAGAUGGGGGAGGAACUUGUGUAUGUCUUUCUGUGUGCAUGUGAGUAUACCGUGACCAUGCCUUCCACAGGAUAAAGUAGUAUAUUGCGAUACAACAAACUAAACUAUUUAGACCAAACUGCCCCAAUGUGCAGGAUUAGAAAUACAAUAAAGCUAUACAAUCUUUAACUUGAUUUUCUGGAACAUGUGACAUUUUAAAGUUCUUUAGGUGUGGGGUUUGUAGGGGGAAAUGUAAGCAAAUGUGGGUGUGGAUGGCAGUUUGUCUAGCUGUAGAAUUGCAGUUUUGUUACUUCCCUUUGUAUUCGGAACUCAUUGUUAUGUUAAGCCAUAUAUAAGCUGUUAUUCAGAGAACAAAUUAUGCCCCCAUUGCUCUAUUUGUGCUAUUUUAAAUCAUUUGGGUGGUUGGUUAAGAUGGACUUUAGACUGCACUUUAGGUUAUGCACUGCUUGUGUGUUUUAGAGUAAUAAUUAAUUACUGUAGUAUACCGAGCUGGCUAUAGGAAAUUACUAUUUUUAGUCACCACAGGCAGCCAGAUAAGUAGCUUUUUGGUUGAAAGUGAUUUUUGUGUGCACAUAAAGGCAAGUAAAACACUGAAAUGUGCGCUGUCAGCCCAACUUGAAAUUCUCAGAAAAAUAUUCACCAAUUGAAAUGUUUCUAAUCUUAGUUUGUCUUCUCUUCUAGGGGCCUAGCAGAUGACAUCUCUAUGCAUUGUUAAUAAAAAAAAUCUUCUGUGAAAUUGUGCUGUUCUUCCUUGCUCUGAAAUUGACUGGCAGUCAGAGGACUUCUGCAAUCCUUUUAAUUCUAGGUAGCCACAAACAGUAAGUUAUGUUACUGAGAAAUCUAAGCUAUGGUUAACCUACACAAGCCAGUCCUGAGUAGUUUGCUCAAAGAUCCUGUUAGCUGAAGGUCUGUCUGACAACAAGGUGUUAAUGACCUUGCCAGUCAGAAGACUAGGCAGAUGCUUGGUUCAGAAAAGGAGCUAUGAUGAUCACCCUUGUCCUCUUCAGAUAGAACAUGAAAUGGGCCCUGGGAAAGAGAGGUGCUGGUGGAAAUCCACACAGCAGCUUGUGGUGUCAGCACCUGCUAUUAAAAAAAUUGUUUAGAAAGCUGAUGUCAGUGUUAAUCUGCCUUUAGUCAGUUAUUUUAACAUUUCAAAUUACUGUUAAUUCAUUUUACUGAUAAAUUGUUUUUGUAAACUGCUUUGGGGUUUUGAUUUUUAUUUUUUUUAAGGAAACCUGUAAAGCAGUAUAUAAAUUUGAUGAAAUAAAUCACAGCCUAUCCUGGGGAUAGCAAAGGGCUAAGAAGUUAAGCAACCCAAACCCAGUAACAUGCUAACGGCAGGCAGGCUAACAGGAUAAGUCAAACAGCAUUUUCUUUCAAUAACAAAAGGACUCUUGCUUCGUUGGAGGUUUUUAGACAGAGGUUGGGUGUUUGUCAUUGACAUAAGCUUUAGCUGAGAUUCCUGCAUUAGAGGGGAUUGGACAAGAUGAUCCUCAGGGUUCCCUUCCAACUCUUGACUUUUCUAUCACUAUUUUGGGGGAGGGGAGGCUGACCUGCUACUGCAUCUACAGCAUUAGAUGCAGUUCAAAAACUUUACAAUGGCAAUUACAAACAUAAAAAAGCUUUAUUAAUCACAUAUUUCCCCUUAAUUGUGAGGUUUGUUGAUCAACGUAGUAUUUGUGAAAGAAUUAGAUAGACGUGAACAAGAAAAUAGUAACUUUACAUGAUUUCAAAGGAGCCUGUUCCUUUCCUGGUACGUUGUUUACAUCAUCUGUCUCUUGGCCUUCCUGAGUCUUCUUGUUCUCUCUUGAUGUAUGGUUUCACAUUCCAAUGCAGCCAGUUGAGAAAGCCGCUGGAGGAACUGAGGAGGAGCUCCAGUGACAGGGUCUGUGAAACGGUAACCUAGAAGAAAAAACGAAACUCCCCUUGAUUAGUAGUGUGUACAAAGUAUAAUGUGCCCCUCUUAUGGAAGUACUUAAAACAGAAUUAUACAAAAUACAUCAAAAACCAGUGAAAGGGAAUAAAAUCACCCCAUUCCUUAAAAUAGAAACAAGUUGUAAUGGUUAUCUGAGAGAUUGUCAAAGGCAGUAAAAAGGGGUACAUAGUGUUCAUAAACCUGGCCCAUUAUGCAUUAGUCUGACCAUGCUUUUUAGAGAGGCCUAUGAUUUUAUAUAGGUUCAUAAAAAAAUCAAUUUGAAGUACAGAUACCUAGGAUUUAAAAAAAACUAAACAGAUUCCCAUUUUUCUUGCUAUAUUAGCAUUUUAUGUUAUCCAUUUAGUUUAUUAUUUUCCUAAGCAAUCUUUUGAGCAAGGUAUGCAUCAAAGUAGAAAAAUUACAUUUGUGACCAUAAAAAUGCAAUAUGACCCAAUGUAUUUUCAUUCCAAAACAACUCUAGAAUAAAUCUAGAAUAACUAG